GGAGCAGAAUUAGUUUUAUUAUUUUCAAGAUUUUAACUAAUUUAUUAUUAUUUAUGAAGUAAUACAGGAAAGGGUGGAGAUGAGUCGGUCUUAUAGAUUAUUUUCAUUUACCACGGUAACUUAUGUUUUCUACAAAACUGAAGGAAUACAUAAAACACAAUUGAAUCAGUUUUUGUUAUCUAGGUUAUGUAGUUUCCAAACUAAGGAAUCUUCAGUUUCUGGUUCUAGCAAUAUUUUGAGUAUUUUGAAAAGUAAAAUAAAAACAUCAGGUCCAGUAACAGUUGCUGAUUAUAUGAAAAUUGUUCUCACAAACCCUUCACAUGGAUACUAUAUGAACAGAGAUGUAUUCGGAAAACAGGGUGACUUCACAACUUCUCCUGAAAUUAGUCAGUUGUUUGGUGAGAUGAUUGCAAUAUGGUUCAUCAAUGAAUGGGCAAGACUGGGUCGCCCUAAGCCUUUACAAAUUAUAGAACUUGGACCUGGCCGAGGAACUAUGAUCUCAGAUAUAUUAAGGGUAUUCUCUAAAUUAAGAAUGACAGACCAGGUGUCAUGUCAUUUGGUUGAGAUUAGCUCUGAGCUUAGUACACUGCAGUCCAAGGCACUGUGUGAGGGGACCAAAGAUUUGGAUGAUAAAAGUCCGUGUUACAAGACAGGCAUGUCCAACUUCGGGAUACCUGUCCACUGGUACAAAUCAGCGGAAGACGUUCCUCAUCAGUUUUCCUGUAUUGUUGCACAUGAGUUUUUCGACGCACUGCCUAUCCACAAAUUUCAGAAAACAAAGGAUGGAUGGAGAGAGGUUCUCGUUGACUUCGACCCAACUGAUGAAAAUAAAUUGCGUUAUGUAAUAUCACGGAUGCCAACCCCCGCAUCUACGAUGUUUGUAAAGAAAGAAGAGACUCGAGAACAUGUUGAGGUUUGUCCUCAAGCUGGAGUCAUAGCGCAACAUUUGGCUACUAGGAUGAGGGAGGACGGAGGUAUUGGUCUCAUCAUCGACUACGGACACUCGGGGGAGAAAACAGACACAUUCAGAGCUUUUAGACAACACAAGCUGCAUGACGCACUGGAAGAGCCUGGCACUGCAGACCUUACAGCUGAUGUUGACUUUGGCUUCCUCAAGGAGAAAGUCUCGGAUCAGCUGUUCACCCUGGGACCUGUCACUCAGAGGGACUUCUUGUUACAGAUACACAUCGAGAAACGCCUUGAGGUGCUGUUAAAAAGUUGUAAAGAUGAAGAAAAGAAGGCCGAGCUCAAGAGUGGAUUUUCAAUGAUAACUGAUGAAGACAAAAUGGGAAACUGUUUUAAGUUUUUUGCACUUUACCCACUUGUGCUCAAGAACUUUCUUCUAAAACUCCCGCCUCCUGGGUUUAUACCGCCCGAGAAGCUUUCUCUCCUUGAAUAAUCUUUUACCUAAGAUUAGUCACUGUACCUGAGUGAAUUUGUUGCAUAGGGUCCUAGAAGAUAAUUUCCAAAGGUAAAAAUGCCAAUGAUACAAUUUACAAAGCUGUUCCCUAAAAAUAGCUUCAGGGGGAUAUUUUUGUUCUGCUGUAUUUGGUUCUGUUUCUUAUAUGAGCUGCACAAUGCCCAAGUCAGUUUAAGUAACAGAAUCUAUUAUAGGAAAUUGUAUUGAAAUAUACAAUUGUCUUGUUAAUUAGUUAAGUUGGCAUGAAAGUAGUGUUUUAUAAAAAUAGAUUCAGUGUUGCCACUUUUGACUAUUAACCCUUUCAAUUUUUGCAAAAUAGAAAAAAAUUCAAUUUUGACUUGGCUGAAACAGCCCAAAAAUCUACAAUGGACGUUGCAGCACUUGCCUUACGCUGUUAGGUAUUUGAUGUGGGACUCUUUAUGUGAUACAUACACCUGAGUUUAUAUUUUGUUACAAAGUCGAAAGUGA
Molecule: messenger RNA, 1888 nt
Organism: Macrosteles quadrilineatus (aster leafhopper)
Lineage: Eukaryota; Metazoa; Arthropoda; Insecta; Hemiptera; Cicadellidae
Product: protein arginine methyltransferase NDUFAF7, mitochondrial
Exons: 7
Coding region: 80-1399 (439 amino acids)
Biological process (GO): mitochondrial respiratory chain complex I assembly
Cellular component (GO): mitochondrion
Molecular function (GO): protein-arginine omega-N symmetric methyltransferase activity
Source: RefSeq, a predicted model, not a curated record